Molecule: messenger RNA, 1554 nt
Organism: Tetrahymena thermophila SB210
Lineage: Eukaryota; Ciliophora; Oligohymenophorea; Hymenostomatida; Tetrahymenidae
Product: tetratricopeptide repeat protein
Exons: 1
Molecular function (GO): protein binding
Source: RefSeq, a predicted model, not a curated record
UAUUAGAAAUUUACUAAAAUUUAAAGAUUCAAUUAAAAUCAAGUUGUAAAAGAAUAGAAAAAUUAAAUUAAAAGGUUAAGAAAAAUGGCAACAUAAAACGAAGAAACAUAAAUUCAUUUAUUAGAAUAAUCUACUGAGCAUAUAGUAAAAGAAAGUAUUCAUUAAUCUAAUGAAAAUCACUUAAAAGAAGAUUCUGAUUGUGAUAAGGAGUUAUUUUAAAGCUCUAUAAACAACCCAAUUAUUAUUUAAAAUAAACUUAAUCAUGCUAAUCACUAAGAAACACAUUAAAAUGAAGAAGCUAAUUUGAAUGGACAUUAAUAAAAAGAAUCUCCAAGACACUAAGAAAAUUAAUAAUCUUCAUAAUCUAAUGAAACUGAAUAAAAUCCAAAGAUUUAAAGAUAUUCUGAUGCUAUAAUCUAAGAUGUAACUAACUUAUCAUCAGAUUAAGUGUAAGAAGAAAAAUAAGAAGAAAGUAUUCAAAAUAAGGAAGAUAUAAACCAACAAAAUACACAAAGCACUUAAAAUUAGAAUGCCCAAUCUGAAUAGUAGUAAGAAAGCGAAGUUGUUAUUGAAGAAGUUAAAUAAAAAACUGAAGAGUAAGAAAGUUAAUAAGCAAAAUAAAAUGAAUAGCAAACAAACUAAAAUAACCAAUAACAAAGUUAGUCUUAAGCAAAGAGUUAAGAAGAAAUUUAAAGAUUUACUUAAAUUUUUGCAGUAGCUAAUGCAAUUAAGGACUAAGCUAAGGUAUGUGUCUAAAAGAAAUAAUACAAAGAUGCCAUUAAGCUCUAUGAAGACUGUCUUUAAGUUAUUCAUAUUAGCAACUUCUAACUAGGUGAAGAUAAAUCAAAGUACAGAGAUGUCCUUAAGGAGUAAGUAGAAUUGACAUUAAUGCUCUUAUGUAAUAUUUCAUUGUGUUACUUUAAUGAAGGUGAUUUCGAAAAAUCUCUUGAAUAUGCUGAAAAAGUUAGUAUCAUAAAUCCUAACCAUUUAAAAGCUUCUUAUCGUCGUGCCUUGGCUCUUAAAAAACUAUAAAGAUAUGAAAAAGCUUUCGAAGAAAUAAAAAAUGCUCGUCUUAUUGCUAUUGGACAUCAGCAAGUAGAUGAAAAUAUUAAUAAAGAGUAUAAGAUAAUCAAAUAACUCUACACUGACGGAAAGAGUAAAACAGAAAGUUAAAAUAACUCAACUCACUUAUUAAGCUCCAGCGGUUCUAACAAUAAAACUAAAAAGAGCUCAAACUUGCUAAACAAUUCAUCCUUGACUAAUGUUUCUCAAUUUUUGGAUAACAAUUUCCCUGGAUCUAUGAAAACCACUCCUUUCUAUAUGUUAUGUAGUUCCUUCACUACUUAUGUAGUCUUGAAAAAGUUUAUGAAUAUCCGUCUUUUAUCUAAGCCUGCCCUGAUAGGAGGUCCUCUUCUUAGUUUGGGAUUAUUUGGCUUCCUAUAAGGCAAGAAUAUUUUCAUUAAAUUACUUUGUAGUGGAUUAGUAGGUCUAAUAAGUACCUUCCUUUACAGAUAUUCAGAUUUAGUUUCAUCCAAAUCACUUACUUUGGUAUGA